CCUGCCAAAUACGACUUCAACUAUGCUGUAAAGGACGACUACUCCGGCAACGACAUCGGCCACCAGGAAGCUCGUGAUGGGUACAACACCCAAGGUUCCUACUACGUCCUCCUUCCCGACGGUCGUCUGCAGAAGGUGACCUACACUGUUAACGGCGACUCUGGCUACGUGGCUGAGGUCAGCUACGAGGGUGAGGCCCAGCACUCUGAGUACAAACCUGCUCCUACAUACAAGCCAUGCCCCUGCUACAAGCCUACUCCGCUUACGAACCUAAAGCCUGCCCCUGCCUACAAGCCUGCUCCUGCUUACAAGCCUGCUCCCGCUUACGAACCUGCCCCUGCCUACAAGCCAGCUCCCGCUUACGAAUGCCCUGCCUACAAGCCUGCUCCUGCUUACAAGCCUGCUCCCGCUUACACCUGCCCUGCCUACAAGCCUGCUCCUGCUUACAAGCCUGCUCCCGCUUACGAACCUGCCCCUGCCUACAAGCCUGCUCCCUACGAACCUGCCCCUGCCUACAAGCCAACCCCAGCCUACUACGACUUCAACUAUGCCGUGAACGACGACUACUCCGGCAACGACUUCGGUCACCAGGAGGCCCGUGAUGGCUAUGACACCCAGGGAUCCUACUACGUCCUCCUUCCCGACGGUCGUCUGCAGAAGGUCGCCUACACUGUCAACGGCGACUCCGGUUACGUGGCUGAGGUCAGCUACGAGGGUGAGGCCCAGUACCCCGAGUACAAGCCUGCGCCUUCUUAUAAGCCAACCCUACAUAUGCCUAAUAUGACAUGUACGCAGUAA
Molecule: messenger RNA, 798 nt
Organism: Penaeus vannamei (Pacific white shrimp)
Lineage: Eukaryota; Metazoa; Arthropoda; Malacostraca; Decapoda; Penaeidae
Source: RefSeq, a predicted model, not a curated record